AUGAACAGCACUGUUCUCCAAUUAUCCGCUCGAGAACGAUUACAAUUCGCUUUUGAUACAUUUGAAAGUGAAUAUGGUAUUGCAAAAUUGCUUGAUCCAGAGGACGUUUGUGACGUUGAAACACCAGAUGAACGUUCUUUAAUUACUUAUGUUUCAAUGUUGCAUAAUAGAUUAAUCAACGAGCCAAAGGUUUUGUUGUCUUUGGGCGGAGGCUAUGAUGAUGUUAUUUCACGUCUUACUCGUGGAAUUGGCAUAACCAAUGAAAAACUUGAUCAUUUACUUGUACGUAUUGAUAAUGUAAAUGUAGCUGAAGAACGUGGUGAACGUUUUGAAAUAUUGGAACGUCAAGUUCGAGAAAUUGUUGAUGAUUUGCACCUUCUGAAACCUCCAAUUGAUGAACUUUUUAGUGAUGUUGAAAUUCUCCGUCAACAACGACAUUCGCAAACUGCUGAUUUAAAUAAGCAAGUUGUUGGUCUAGAACAACGUAGAGCUGCAUAUUUGGGACGAUUAGAAGAUGGAAUAAUGACUAGACUUGGAAUUCGCCCAAAAACACAAUUCGUGACUGAACGUGUAACUUCAACAACAACUGCUGAUGGAGGGUCUUUAGCUUAUAAAGGAAAUGCAUUCCGACGUGUUGAGGAUGCCAUUCAAUGGAUUAGAGAUAGAACGGAUUUCCGUCAGACUGUUGAUGAAUGUAUUGCCAGACAGGCUGAAGUCUCUGCUGAAGAUUCCUAUGACUAUUUUGAAUUGCUCAAAAUUCUUGAAUCAGAAUACCAACAAUUACGGGAACUUUCUGCUGGAAGAAUGGUUGAUUUGGAUUCUCUCAUUGCUUUUAUUCGUGCAGCACAACUUGAACUUGUUUGGAUUCAUGAAAGAGAAGAAUUAGAAGUUACUCGUAAUUGGUCUACAGUACAACAAUUAGAUAUUCCCAUGCUUCAAAAUUAUUUUAAACAAUUACUCCAUGAAAUUGAAUUACACGAAAAACAAUUUAAUGAUGUACAUAAUCAAGGAGCUGCUCUUAUUAAUCAACGACAUCCGGCGGGAGAAGUUAUUGAAGUUUAUCUUCGCACAAUGCAAAAUCAAUGGGAUUGGUUAUUAAAUCUAAGCAAAUGCCUUGAAGGUCAUUUAAGAGAUGCUUACAAUGCCAAAUCGUUUUUGGAAGAAUCAGAUCAAAUUGAACAACAAAUGCAACAACAAUUGAAUCAUUUGGAUCAGAGUUACAACCGAACAGAUUUUUCUUUGGACGAGGGCGAAAGGAUGUUACGAGAACUUGAUUCAAUCCGUGAACAUAUUCAACAAUUACAUGCUCGACUUCUUUCACUUUCUGAACGAUGUUCACAAAUUUCACCAUUAUGGCAACGUGGUGAAAGAAUUGGAAGACCAAUUCCCGUUGUUUCUCUUUGUGAAUACAAAAGGGACGAAUGUACUCUUUUGGAUAAUCACGAUUUAUUACAUUGGCGUAUUCGAGGAAUGGAUGGUGUUGAAGCUAGCAUUCCUUCUGUUGUUUUCCGUAUUCCUCCACCUGAUCCACGUCUUUCUAACUUACUUAGCCGUUUCCAUGGACAAUUUGAAAGAUUAAGAAAACUUUGGGAUCGUAAACAUCAUUUGACACGUUACAAUAUGGUUUUGUCAACAAUGCGAACUGUUCGUGGUUGGGAUUUGGACACUUUUCUAUCAAUUCCUCCCGACCAACGAGAUGAAAUCAUUAAAGCAUUAAAUGAAGAUGUAAAUAAACUUCUUGCUGAAUUAGAUCCAAAUGAUCCACUUGCUCGACGUCUUAAAGAUGAAUUAAGAUUAACAAACGAACAUUUUUAUGAUUUAUUGGGACGUGCCCAGAAAGGACCUGAGCCAAAUUAUGCAAAUGAAUUUGAUGCAGCUGCUGUUGAGCUUAUUAGAAAAUUUGAGGAUGCUUUUAAACAACUGAGUGAACGCGCACAAAUUCGUAUACCAAGCAAUUUGGAAGAAUUAGAACAUCAAAUUAGAGAACAUAAAAUAUUCGAAGAUAAUUUACAGGCUUUGGAUGUUGAUGUUUCAAACGUAAAAGAACUUUUUCGACAACUUCCAAGUCCAACACCUAAUCAACGCGCCAAACACGAUUUAAUGAUUUCUAGAUGGGAAGAAAUUUGGGAUUUAUGCCGAAUGUAUGUUGAACGACUUAAAGCACUAGAAAAUGUACUAAAGAGUGUUGAUGAAGUUUCUGAUAUUGUUCGUCGACAUGAAGUAACACUUUCUUCUUUUGAUGAUAUGCCUGCAGCUUUGGAGCGUCUUAGAGGAGUCCAUGCACAAUUAGUAGAAUUAUUAAUGGUUUUGCAACAACAAAGAAGUAUUGUUGAAAAUUUGAAUAAAGAUACUGCUCAAAUACGUUCACAUGUAGCAAGGACACGUCUCGGAGUUCAACAUCACUCUGAUGUUGAUCAAUUGGAAGAAUUAGUUACUAAUUUAACCGUUCGCUGGGACAAUGUAAACAGUCAAGUUACCGAUCGUCUUCGAAUUGCUGAAGAAGCUCAACAAACGCAAAUGGUCUAUAGAUCACAAUAUGAUGAAGAACUUCAAUGGCUUGAUAGAGUUGAGGCAACAAUUAAUAGCCUUCGUAGACCAGAAGAUCUUCGUCCAGAAGAAUUGCAAGGUCAAUUGGAUCAAUUAACUGCAGAAUAUGCUCAAUUACAAGAACAUACAGCAACAAUUGAGGCAAUAAAUAAAGAAGGAGGAAAAUUCAUUCGUGAUGCUAGGAGUUAUGAUAUAAAACUAGCACAAUAUCACGAUAACAUAAUUAGUGCCCAUGGUCAACGUAUCAAAGACGAAUUUCGACGUCAAAUACCUCAACCAAAGAAUGGAGCUCAAAUAGUUACAGAAGAACUUGAAGCAUUAAACCGAAGAUUUGCUCAACUUUCCUCUGUAAUAUUGGAAAGAAAGAAUAUUGUUAAUGUUUUAAUUCAAAAUUGGCGUCGAAAACAACAGGUGGACAAAUUAUUUUUAUUUGAGUUGUUAUUAAUGGUUAAUUAUGAGGUCUUAAAAAUAGAGUUAAAAAGGUAUUUUGGUAUUUACCUGAUCUGCUUCUCUUUACUUCAAUUAAAUAAUUAA
Meloidogyne enterolobii is the source of this 3081-nucleotide messenger RNA. The record is from the annotation of a GenBank genome assembly. NCBI's taxonomy places the organism in Eukaryota, Metazoa, Nematoda, Chromadorea, Rhabditida, Meloidogynidae.